CAUCACUAUCAUCCCCAACUCCAUAUUUAUCUUUCCUUCCAAACAUACUCAGUGAUAUUCAGUAUCUGUUACGGCCGCAACGGUAAAGGCAUGAACAUGGGCUAUUGAGGCCCAAUCCAAUAGCGCCAUCCUGAUUCGUACCUACCACUAGCUUAUGCUUAGCAGUCCAGUUACAACUUGAAGAUGCCCUCUGCAAACAAAGGCAAGGGAAAGGGCCGCGAUGUGCGACCGUCGCGAAGCCGCAACACGACCCCCAGCUCUGGGUUCGGCGCAGCGCCGGCUCCGACAUCUGCCCCCGUUACCAGCUACCUUGAAAACGACGCGUCCAAACUAGUGAUUCCGGUGACCAUACAAUAUUCGGAGAUCCUCGAACGCAUGGGUGGGGUAGGCCCCAUUCCGGACUCGAAAUCCUUGGAGCUGUUGAUGGAACACCUAAAGUCGCUCAGCCAAUCUGCUGAGGCUCGUGGUGAUGCCUGCAACGCCGGGAUCAGGGAGCUUUCUCAGAAGCGCAAGGAAGUUGUGGAUGAACCUGAGCCGUAUGAAGGCGACGACCGCGUUAAGAUGAAGCGUGAAGAUGACGAUGAGGAAGAAAGCAAAUGGGGCAAGGCAGGAAAGCUCAAGAAGCGAAAAGACCGGGGCAGCAGUUCGAAGGAAGAGCGGCCAUUGGCCCAUGGAGCUCGUGAAAUAACCCGCCAGGAUGGCGGAGAUGCAAAGGUGGAAGGUGCCACGUCGCCAGCAUCAAAGAAAUCCAAGAAUGCAGUGUCGGAUGAGAUGUCAUCACUAUCUCCGCCGUCAUUGGCAUCGCCUCGCCAGGAAGUUGAUGACGCAAAUGCGGGCUCGCCUGGUUCUGAUGACAGCUCUGAUUCUCACCAACCUGAGCCCGCGCCAGCCGUACCUCAGAUCCAAGUCUUCGGUCCCAACCCGCUUAAGUUCGAUGAUCCUACAAUAUACCAUAUCCGGGAAGUCACGCCAAACAUGACAGAUGAAGAGAAGAAGGAGAUAUAUAGUGUCAACGUCUUCCCUUCAAGCGACUUGCGCCACUUGAUGGCUGGGACUCCUCCAGACCGUGAUUUCAGUAACGCCAAACCUACCAACCAGGUGAACAACAACACAUUUCUCGUUUGGGUUGACCCUUAUGUCCGGCCCAUGAUGGAGGAAGAUAUAGCUUUCCUGAAAGAAAAGGGCGAUCGAGUUACGCCAUUUCUGAUGCCGAAACGAGGGAAGAGAAAAUAUACAGAAAUCUGGGCAGAAGAAGACGGUCUUAUGAAUAUCGACCAAACAAACGGCGAUCGAGAACGAUUGCCUCUGAAUCAAGGCCGAGGUAAUAUCGAUCAGGUAACGGAUGAGACUAUAGAGACAGACAAAGUCUCUGUAGGCCCGUUAGUCAGCCGCCUUUAUUCCUUGCUACGGUACGAGCAUCGUGCUCCCGAAGAAAACACCACAAACGGGAGCACCAAUGCUGAUGUAUCGGUGAAUGGUAUGAACGGAGAUUCAAUGGAUAUCGACCAUCCGACAGGAGAGUCAGAAAACAAACCACAGCCAUCUGCAACAACGUUCCGCGCCGCAUCGCCCAGCGGCUUCAAAGUCCCCGCCGCGAAGCUCGACCACGCACAGCUAGACGAACGAUUAAAAGCUGAGCUGCGCCACGUCGGCUUCCUCGGGCCAGACGACAAUCCAGACUAUGACGCUCACUAUGACGACGACAUCGCGCAGCGCCUCCGCCUCUUGCAAAGCGAACUCAAGAAACAGAUGAUUAUUAACAGUGCGCGGAAAGCGCGGCUCCUCGAAGUCGCCCGCGAGCGCAUGGCGUACCAGGAGUACAUGACAAUACACGACGAUCUAGAUUCGCAAGUACAGCAAGCCUACUUGAAACGAACAAGGACGCUAGGCAAGAGCAAAAAAGGCUCCCAGGCGAAACAUCGACCUGGUGGUGCCGGCGGCGGAAGCCACGUCGUCAGCGCGGCUGGCAUUAGCCGGCCCGCUAUUGGAGACGUGGCUCGGACCCUUAUGGACCGACGUAAGCGCUGGCGCGACUGUAUCGGGCCAGUCUUCAAAGAUUGCAAGACUACUGUUCCAGGCCCGGGCGAGAGCCUGUUUACCCCCUCCGUUAUGGCAGAGUACGAGAAGGCAGAAUUGGAUGGGUGGGAGGAGGAGCAGGAAUGAUUCUUUCAUUUUCUUGCAGUCUCUCGUGACCUCAGUCACUAGGUCUUGAAUUCAGAUGAUUGCAUUCCUGGUUUUAUUUGGUUUGGCGCAUUAUGGAGCAUAUUUUUCUUAAUGGGAGGUGUUGGAAAUCAUUAUCUAUGGGAGGUUUUGUGUGUUGUGUGAUUAUUGUUUCUCAAAGGAACAUAAGCAUAUGAGUUCGUAUGCAUGUCUACUUAGUUAAGUCCUGA
Molecule: messenger RNA, 2390 nt
Organism: Aspergillus nidulans FGSC A4
Lineage: Eukaryota; Fungi; Ascomycota; Eurotiomycetes; Eurotiales; Aspergillaceae
Product: histone acetyltransferase NGG1
Exons: 3
Coding region: 184-2163 (659 amino acids)
Biological process (GO): positive regulation of DNA-templated transcription
Cellular component (GO): nucleus
Source: RefSeq, a predicted model, not a curated record